AUGGCGAGGUUCAGCUGGGGAUACGGCGAGCACAAUGGUCCUAUUCAUUGGAGUGAAUUUUUCCCUAUUGCUGAUGGAAAUCAACAAUCUCCAAUUGAGAUUAAAACCAAAGAAGUGCAAUAUGAUUCUUCCCUCCGACCUCUUAGUAUCAAGUAUGACACAAGCUCAGCUAAAAUCAUCAGUAAUAGUGGCCAUUCCUUCAAUGUUGACUUUGAUGACACAGAGGACAAAUCAGUUCUGCGUGGGGGUCCUCUCACCGGAAGCUACAGGUUACGACAGUUUCACCUUCACUGGGGGUCCACCGAUGAUCACGGCUCUGAACACGUGGUGGACGGCAUGGGAUAUGCUGCAGAGCUCCACGUUGUUCACUGGAAUUCAGACAAAUACCCCAGCUUUGUUGAGGCAGCUCAUGAGCCAGAUGGACUAGCUGUCUUGGGUGUAUUUUUACAGAUUGGUGAGCAUAAUCCCCAACUGCAAAAGAUUACUGACAUUUUGGAUUCCAUUAAAGAAAAGGGUAAACAAACUCGAUUCACAAAUUUUGACCCAUUAUCUCUGCUUCCUCCACGCUGGGAUUAUUGGACGUAUCCUGGUUCCCUUACAGUCCCACCUCUUCUAGAGAGCGUCACAUGGAUCAUUUUAAAACAACCUAUAAACAUCAGCUCUCAACAGCUGGCCACAUUCCGCACCCUCUUGUGUACAGGGGAGGGCAAAGCAGAGGCUUUUUUGUUGAGCAAUCACCGUCCACCACAGCCUCUGAAGGGCCGAAAAGUGAGAGCCUCUUUCCAUUAA
Mesoplodon densirostris (Blainville's beaked whale) is the source of this 789-nucleotide messenger RNA. It is a transcript of the gene CA13, whose product is annotated as carbonic anhydrase 13. Gene Ontology annotation, molecular function: carbonate dehydratase activity; zinc ion binding. The record is from RefSeq and is a predicted model, not a curated record. The coding region runs from base 1 to 789 and encodes 262 amino acids. Gene Ontology annotation, cellular component: cytoplasm. The transcript is spliced from 7 exons. Lineage: Eukaryota; Metazoa; Chordata; Mammalia; Artiodactyla; Ziphiidae.